Molecule: messenger RNA, 7086 nt
Organism: Belonocnema kinseyi
Lineage: Eukaryota; Metazoa; Arthropoda; Insecta; Hymenoptera; Cynipidae
Gene: PlexA
Product: plexin-A4
Exons: 15
Coding region: 954-6725 (1923 amino acids)
Biological process (GO): motor neuron axon guidance; regulation of cell migration; sensory neuron axon guidance
Cellular component (GO): semaphorin receptor complex
Molecular function (GO): semaphorin receptor activity; protein binding
Source: RefSeq, a predicted model, not a curated record
ACAAACAAGUUAAACUAAACCUCAGGCUCUAAAUGACCGCCGCCUUCCCUGGUUCUGGCUCGACAAAGUGGGGAUAACCUACGUCGCGCAAGUGCGGUGUAGCGCCGGAGCCCAGUGAGUCCGGGGAGUCCGGGCAAGUAGAACUAUCGGUAGGGUGGUGUUGACGCGUUUGGCGACGCAAACAGCUCGUACCAUCUCAUCGCCAACAACCCCGGAAUAUCAGUUUUAUAUGUGCGUAUCGGGACAGAAGAUCUUCUCCAGGUGAGCUCGAAUCUCCAGAAAAGAUUUGGAUCUUCGUCUGCAAAAAUUCCGGCACCGCGAACUGUCACUUCGAUCGCCAUUUUGUGCCGGGAAUGCGCGCCGUCGCCGACACUGCUCGUGCUCGCCGGUACAUCGCGAAAGGACGAAGUCAAGGAACGACCUCAGGAAAGAAUUUCGGCAGAAAAGUGGUGUGGACCAGUGCAGCGACCACCACGAGGGCAGUUGACACGUCCUACGACAAAGUGAAUUAGAGGAAUAGAGGAUGAAGGAGUGAGAUAGAUAGUGAAGUAGAUUUCGAGUGAGAAGGGAACCGAGUGAUUGUCAGUGUGUGUGCGAGGAAACGAGAAAGACAUUUUUGGAAGAGCCGUGUGUGGCACGUUAAAAGUUUUGUAGAUCAACGGGGGUCCUUCGCGACAUUCUAGGGGAAAGUGUAACUUAUUUCCAUUCAUUGUUUCCCCAACACGAUAUAAGGAUAGCUGGUCUUUCUCGUUAAGAGGAUACAACGUUUUUUGCAUAGAAGGGUUAAUAUUCAAUUGUUGGAGUAUGCUCUAUGGUUGACGUCGGAUGAAAGGAAGCAUCAGCGAACACGAUUUUGGUAGAGAAGAACGGCUCAAGGAAGCUGUUGCUUCCAGUGCCGUGCAGCGGAGUAGGGCGAAGAAGAGCUACUCCCGUAGAGUAGGAAGUAGCUCAAGAUGAACAUCUUCGGGAGCAUGCGGAGGAUGGCCGCAGAAAUAUUUUUCGCAAGGCGGCUUCCGCUUCUUCUUCUCCUUCUGGUGCUGCCGAGAUUUCCAAGUCAGAAGCACAAGACAACGGAUGUGAUAAACAACUUUCAUGACCCGGAAGUCGAUAGAAUGAACCAUCUUGUGGUAGACAAGAACACGGGUAGAGUCUAUGUAGGUGCAGUCAAUCGACUGUACCAAUUAGCUCCUGAUCUAAACCUAGUAGUUAAAGUGGUUACGGGUCCCAAAAAAGACAACCCUGAUUGCUCGAUGAUGGAUUGUCCCAAGGAUGUUGAGAAGAAAUUAACUGACAAUGUUAAUAAGGCCUUGGUCAUUGAUUAUACUACCUCCAAACUGAUUUCUUGUGGCAGUCUAUUCCAGGGCAUGUGCACCGUACGAAAUCUGCACAAUAUCUCGGACGUGGUACAAGAAGUACGUGAGCCAGUGGUGGCAAACAAUGGCACAGCCUCAACGGUAGCUUUCAUUGCACCUGGUCCACCAAAUCCACCAGUGUCCCAGGUAAUGUACGUUGGCGUAACCUACACUGGGAAUUCGCCUUAUCGAUCAGAAGUGCCCGCGGUGAGUUCGAGGUCUCUCGACAAGGACAAGAUGUUGAACAUUGCUGAAUCUGCCGUAACCACCGGUACCAGAAUGUACGUCAACUCCCUGUCUAGGGAGCGCUAUCCGAUCAACUACAUCUACGGCUUCAGCAGCGAGGGCUUCAGCUACUUCCUGACCACUCAGAUGAAGAGCACUGAUGCAUCCAUCUACAUUUCCAAGUUGGUCCGCGUCUGCCACGAUGAUCAGCAUUACUACUCAUACACGGAGAUGCCCAUCGACUGCACAAACGAGGGCAGAGUUUACAACCUCGUGCAGGCCGCUUAUGUCGGAAAAGCUGGCUCGGAUUUGGCCGCCGAUCUUGGAAUUACGGCCCAGGACGAUGUGCUCUUUGCCGUCUUCUCCGAGAGCGAUGGACCCAAUAAUAGUCGACCGCGAGCCCAGAGUGCACUCUGCGUUUACUCGCUCAAGGCCAUCAGGCGGAAGUUCAUGAGGAAUAUUCAGCGGUGCUUCAGCGGUGACGGCGAACGAGGUCUUGGAUUCAUCUCGCCGAGUCAUCAGUGCGUGCUCACGAAGCUGCAUACUAUCGGCGAAGAUUUCUGCGGCCUCGACGUAAACACGCCUUUAGGAGGCCAGGAGCCAAUGGCGGCGGUACCUGUUUUAACAUUUGCAACUCACCUCACUGCAGUGGCGGCGACCUCUACCAGUGAUUACACGGUCGUCUUCCUGGGCACGAACAAGGGUCACCUGAAGAAGGUUGUGGUGGAGAGUUCGACGUUGGCCCUGGAGUACGGUGACCUCGAGAUCGACGUCGACAAAGCGGUAAACUCCGACUUGCUCUUUGACUCCCAGUUGAUGCACCUCUACGUCCUGACAGAGAAGAAGGUCUCGAAGGUGAAGGUCCAAGAAUGCUCGGUCUACAAGACCUGCUGGGACUGCCUGGGCGCUAAGGAUCCUUACUGCGGCUGGUGCUCGCUGGAGAACAAGUGCAACCUGCGGAGCGACUGUCAAGAUGCUGCCAAAGAUCCCCUCUACUGGAUCUCCUACAAGAGUGGCCGCUGCACGACCAUCACAACCGUGACACCCGACCAACUACAGAGGACCACUGCGCGAACCCUGGAGCUCGUCAUCGAGAACCUGCCGACCCUCUCGGGACAAUUUCUGUGCGCAUUCUCCGCCCUGGACAAGACCUUGAUUACGAAUGCGACCCGGAAGUCGUACGGCGUCAACUGUACGACCCCAAGGACUGACCUUCUGCCUUCGAUUCCUCCGGGCCAGCAUCACUUUACUGCGCGACUCUCUGUGAGAAUGACGAACGGACCCGACCUGGUGGCGACCAACUUUACCUUCUUCGACUGCAGCACUCACAGUUCCUGCACCCAGUGCGUUUCAUCGAGCUUCCCCUGCGAUUGGUGUGUUGAUGGACAUCGCUGCACUCAUGACACAGCUGAGAACUGCCGGAAUGAUAUCCUCGUUACGGGUGUCAGCAGAAUGGGCCCUAGUUACAGAAGUGGUCCUGCUUUUUGCCCCACCAUCAAUGCUACUGACUCUCAAGAAAUUUUGGUUUCUUCCGGUAUCAAAAAAGCGAUACGAGUUAAAGUUCACAUUAUCGGCCAAUUCAUAAUCCAGACGCGAUUCGUGUGUCAAUUCAAUAUCGAGGGUCGAGUGACGAGCGUAAACGCCCGCCUCUUGGCCGACACAAUUUACUGCGACGACACUGAGUUCUCCUACACUUCUCGCGCGCCCAACAUCACCGUACCCUUCGCCGUGAUCUGGGGUGGCUCCAAGCCGCUCGACAAUCCCGACAACAUUCACGUGGUGAUCUACCGAUGCCGGGACAUGGCCGACAAUUGCGGCAUGUGUCUCGCCCUGGCUCAGAAGUACGGCUGUGGCUGGUGCCAGAGUUCGGACAGAUGUGAGGUCAAGGACCAGUGCGAUCGAGGUCAGGGCGUCUGGCUCAACAGGAAUCAGACCUGUCCGAAUCCCGAGAUUCAUACCUUCGAGCCGAUGAUGGGUCCUUGGGAAGGAAACACCAACGUCACGAUCCGCGGAAUCAAUCUUGGAAAGACCUUUGACGAUAUCUACGCUGGAGUCUCAGUUGCUGGAAUUCAGUGUCAACCCUACCGCGAGCUCUACAUCCGCACCAAACAAAUAGUAUGUCGCGUCGACGGCCCUGGCACCUCCGAGUCCAGAAAAGGCCCCGUGAUCGUAAAAAUCGAAGACUUUCGCGGUCAAUCCGAGUACAAUUUCGAGUUCGUAGAUCCCGUGAUCACAGCAAUCGAUCCCCAAGAAGGCCCCGUCAGUGGGGGCACAACCGUCCGAAUCUACGGCCGAUACAUGAACGCCGGUAGCAAAAUCCAAGCCUUCAUCGACGAGCUUCCCUGCAUGAUCACCAGCACCGAACCGAGUGAAGCCCAAUGCAUGACCAGUGCUAGCGAUCAGCCUCUGAACGGCACUCUGAAGAUGCUUUUCGAUGAGGGCGUUCGCACCUACAGCGGCAAAUUCCGCUACGUUGCGGAUCCCACCAUCGAGAGCGUCGAGAGCGGCGUCGGUGGGCAAAUGAAGAUCCCCAAAGGCAUCCCAGCCGGUGGCAUCAAAAUCACCGUCUCGGGAAAGAAUCUCGCGGUGAUCCGCUCCCCUCAGAUGUACGUCUACUACGACGACAAGAUGUUCGUCUCGCGCUGCACAGUCAUCACAAACACGAGCAUGGUCUGCGAAUCCCCCCAGAUCGAGAUCCCGGAAAAUGUCGUGUUGGACGCGGAAAGACCCUUGUCCUUGGAAUACGGAUUCCGGAUGGACAAUGUCACCGGGGUGCAGAAUCUCUCUCAAGUCUUGUCGAAUCAUUUCCUCCUUUAUCCGAAUCCGAUCUACGACGAGUUUGAGGAAGCGGUCAAGUACUACAAGAGUGACUAUCUGACCAUCAACGGACAACAUCUCGAUCGCGCCUGUCAGGAGUCGGAUGUCGUCGUCCAGAUCGGGAAUAGCUAUUGCAACGUGACUUCUUUGUCGAGACAGCAACUCACCUGCAGGCCGCCAGUCGCACAACCCCCAGCCCUGGACGUGGAGGGUCUCCCGAAUAAGCAAGAACUUCCGGAAGUGGUUGUGAUUGUCGGGUCGACGCUGCGCUUCAAUAUAGGACAACUGAGCUAUGCUCUGCCCGCGGGGCUCAACGGGCCGCUCUCAAAACCCGCGCUCAUCGGCGUGAUAGCCGCGAUAAUUAUCCUCGUCUUCGUCUUCAUCGCCUUCCUGAUCGCAUAUCGUCGGAAGUCGACGGAGAGCAAUCGAGUCCUCAAGAAUAUGCAGGAGCAGAUGGACAUUUUGGAACUGCGGGUCGCGGCCGAGUGCAAGGAGGCUUUUGCGGAACUGCAGACGGAAAUGACUGAUCUGACUGGCGAUUUGACGAGUGGUGGAAUACCGUUCUUGGAUUAUCGCACCUACUCGAUGAAGAUUCUCUUCCCGAAUAUGGAGAAUCAUGUGGUGCUUCAGUGGGACCGACCGGAGUUGCAGCGCAAGGAGAAGGGACUGAGGCUCUUUGGACAGCUGAUUAUGAACAAGACUUUUUUGCUGCUUUUUGUACGCACUCUGGAGAGUAAUAGGUAUUUCUCGAUGAGGGAUCGAGUCAAUGUGGCGAGUCUGAUUAUGGUGACGCUUCAGAGUAAGAUGGAGUAUUGUACGGAUAUUUUGAAGACGCUUCUCGCUGAGCUUAUUGAGAAGUGCAUGGAGGGGAAGAGUCAUCCGAAACUGUUGUUAAGAAGAACUGAGAGCGUCGCGGAAAAAAUGCUCUCGGCUUGGUUCACUUUCCUGCUGUAUAAAUUCAUGCGAGAAUGUGCGGGCGAACCAUUGUACAUGCUCUUCCGUGCGAUGAAACAACAAGUCGAUAAAGGUCCUGUAGAUUCGAUCACAUCAGAGGCGAGGUACUCCUUGUCGGAGGAAAAGUUGAUCAGACAAUCUAUUGAUUUCAAGCACAUGACUGUCUAUGUAUCCAUCUCGCAACAGGCAGUCUUUGUCGGCGGCUUGGAUCCCAACACGGAAAACGUGCCCGUCAAAGUUUUGGACUGUGAUACGAUUUAUCAAGUGAAGGAAAAGUCGCUUGACACCAUCUACAGGGCCACACCUUACAGCCAAAGGCCCAGAAAAGACGACCUCGAUCUGGAAUGGCGAACAGGAGCCUCGGGCCGACUGAUCCUCUACGACGAGGACUCGACGACGAAAAUGGAGGGCGAGUGGAAGAAGCGCAACACUCUGAAUCACUAUCGCGUGCCCGACGGCGCCUCGCUCAAUCUCGUCUCGAAACAGUCCUCCAUCUACAAUCUCUCGAUUCUCUCGGAGAAGACGGACAAGUCCCACAAAUACGAGACCCUCAAUCUGAGUAAAUUCAAUUCGGCGAGUCCGCCGUUGUCGCGCGCCACCUCGCCCCUCAAUCACGACCACGACGGCGGUCUGAAGGCCUGGCAUCUCGUCAAGCACCACGACACGGACGCGCAGAAGGAGGGCGAGCGCGGCAACAAAAUGGUCUCGGAGAUCUACUUGACGCGUCUCCUCGCGACCAAGGGCACGCUGCAGAAGUUCGUCGACGACCUCUUCGAGACGAUAUUCAGCACGGCGCACCGAGGCUCGGCGCUGCCGCUCGCCAUCAAGUACAUGUUCGACUUCCUGGACGACCAGGCUCUGCAUCACGGCAUCUCCGACCCGGAAGUCGUCCACACCUGGAAGAGCAACUCGCUGCCGCUCAGGUUUUGGGUCAAUCUCAUCAAGAAUCCGAACUUCGUCUUCGACAUCCACAAGUCGAAUAUUGUCGACUCGUGUUUGUCUGUUGUCGCCCAAACCUUCAUGGACAGUUGUUCCACGUCUGAUCAUAGAUUAGGUAAGGACUCGCCGAGUUCGAAGUUGCUCUACGCGAAGGACAUUCCAGUGUACAAAGAAUGGGUGGAGCGCUACUACUCGGACAUAAAAAUCAUGCCAGCCAUUUCCGACCAGGACAUGAAUGCCAUGCUCGCCGAAGAAUCUAGAUUACACACCACAGAGUUCAACACAAAUUGCGCCCUCUACGAACUCUACACGUAUGCGGGUAAGUACAACGAACAGUUGAUAGUGACUCUCGAGGAAGACGAGUUCUCGCAAAAGCAGAGGCUGGCGUACAAGCUCGAGCAGGUUCACAAUAUAAUGGCGGCAGAUGCCAAUCCCUGAUGCCCCAUGAACUCAGCAAAGUACAACCUAACGAAACCUCGUCAGGAGUUGCCUUGCUGAGUCAUGACGAUAAGCAUUGUCGAUAAAUUGCCCAGCCUCGUCCGGGCGGCCUAUUUCUGCUUUAAUUGCUCGGGCCAGUUCCUUCCUCCUCGACCAAGUUCUUUCUUCAUGGAAAGAAGAAGAAGAAAAAGAAGAAGAGGAGGAGCAGGAGUAGCAAGUGAGUGAGUUGGCGCAAGAGUAGCGCGCCGGAUGAAUCGCGGAAUAAGUAGAUAAGUAAGUCUUAUUUCGAGAUCAUUCCUCUAUUACCGAUUCUUCCUUCUUCCUAACUUACUUACGUGCAGUGCAAAAGAGAAAAAAAAAA